AAUGCUCAGACUGGGUAUGUGAUUUUGAAAGUUAAAAAGGAUGCUGCUGAUAUGGGGUAUAACUUUGAUCAGGACGCUGGUAUUGGGUAUAACGGUGAUCAAGAUGCUGCUAUGACGUAUGACAGUGAUCAGGGCAUUGAUACAGUGUAUGGUGGUGAUCCAGACACUGAUAUGACAUAUGGGGUGAUCAAUCAGAACACUGGUAUGGGGUAUGGCGGUGAUCAGGAUGCUGGUAUGGGGUAUGGUGAUUAUGAGGACGCUAGUAUGGAAUAUGGGAUGAUCAGAAUGCUGGCAUGGGCUAUGGCCGUGAUCAGGAUGCUGGUAUGGCAUAUGGCUGGGAUCAGAACACUGGUAUGAGGGUCACACCACUAGAACACUGGUAUGGGUAUGGCUGUGAUCAGGAUGUUGGUAUGGUGGUGAUCAGGACGCUGGUAUGGGGUCUGGCAGUGAUCAUGGUGCUGGUAGGGCUUAUGGUGGUGAU
Staurois parvus is the source of this 481-nucleotide messenger RNA. NCBI's taxonomy places the organism in Eukaryota, Metazoa, Chordata, Amphibia, Anura, Ranidae. The record is from the annotation of a GenBank genome assembly.